Molecule: messenger RNA, 306 nt
Organism: Angiostrongylus costaricensis
Lineage: Eukaryota; Metazoa; Nematoda; Chromadorea; Rhabditida; Metastrongylidae
Source: the annotation of a GenBank genome assembly
AUGUAUUUGUUCCUUUCAACUAUUUCCAUUCGUGUGUCCCCAUUCAACUUUUUAGAGAAGCUUUUAGAUGGUUGUACUAUUAUAUGUUGUUCUUUGCUUUUCUAUUACUUUCACCUCUGUCCCUUUUUACUAUUUGUUUUCGUUGAGGCACUUUCGAAUAUUGGCUCGUUAUUGUCAUCAAUUUUGGGGAUGGAGAUUGUAAUGUUUUUGGGUUUGUUGGUAACUGAUUGGGUUUUUUUGUUGAUUUUUGUAAUAGGUGGGUUUUAUAUAGAAUGGUUUUAUGGGAAGUUGAUGUGGGUGGUGUAA